GGCUGGAACAUGCCGCUCCACUCCGGGUUUUCCUCGGUGCCGUCGGGCUACUCACAGCCUCUAGCUGGUUUUGACUAAACUCUUGUCCUGAUAUCGCUCCGCUGGCAUGGAGGAGGAUAGGUCUUGAUUAUUGUGAUGGUGGCAGCGAACAGCUACUAGCGACCAGCCGAGAGAUCACGGACACCGCGGUGUCUUGAGGAUUUCGCUGUGCACCAGUUCACGGGACCCGGAUCCCCAUCACGACAACUCUUCUUCACGUUCGGCUCAGGGAUUUUUUUACCGACCUAACCAAUGAAAUGCAGCAAGUUCACGGAGCAACUCCGGAGCCCCUUCGGUUCAAACAGCAAAACUUUUUCACAAAGGACAACAUAAUAAAACAACGGCGAGCUCGAGGCAGCGUCGGUCUGUUAUGUGUGUGAGUGGAGUUCGGGGGUAGUGAUGAUCGCCUGUAGCUUAAUAUCCGGUUGUUUCCUAUGGAGUUAUUACCUUUACUAAUAGUCUGGCCGCGGUUGUUGUGUUGAUUUACGGAGCAGCUAGCUCGGUCUUGAAGCCUUCGUGCUGGGCUAUGGGAUAUUGUGAUCGGUGUUUUUCAUGAACGGGACAAGGUGAUAUUUGAAAACAGUGUUGAAUGGUGGAGACACCGCGUCCUGUCCCGAAGGAGGGAACAGCAAUCAACACCGAUCACCGUUUGUUUACUGUCCUUACGGUCAUUUGAAUCACCCGGUCCGUCUUGUUCGUCAUUUAGCCUAACUACCAUCUCCCAUCUCCCAGUAACAUUUAGUCUAGAAGACGAAGAGACUACUUUGAGGCUUGAGGGGAAGAAAAACUUAGUCCAAAAUACUAGCAUUUCGGGUGAAUGAUGGGGGACUUUGCAACCCCCGCUGCCGCGAACGGCAGUAACAUUUGCAUCAACAACAAUGCCAUGAACCCGGGUGGAAACCCCAACAACGUGGGCAUCCCCAAACACAGCACGGUAGUGGAGAGGCUACGGCAGAGGAUAGAGGGGUGCAGGCGGCACCACGUCAACUGUGAGAACCGUUACCAGCAAGCCCACGCCGAGCAGCUGGAGAUUGAACGGAGGGAGACGGUGAGUCUGUACCAGCGGAGCUUGGAGCAGAGGGCCAAGAAAUGUGCCAACAGCAAGCAUCAGAGUAAACAGCAAGACCCCGAGUCGGCGUCUUCCACGGAGCAGAGGAACAACACACUUAUAGCGCUCCAGGAGACAGUGAAGAGGAAACUGGACAGCGCACGCUCGCCCCUCAAUGGUGACCAGAAUGGGAUCUGCGACGGGAGCUAUUCCCCGACCACCAAAAGAUUACGAAAAGACGGAUCAGGAUUGGGCGGACUGGACUCUCUCACGGGCCUCCCCAACAACGUCCCCCCCAUUUCCCCGCUCCACCAGAUGGACAUCAAACCUUUACUAGGAGUCGCUGGGAACGCCAACAACCCUAGCGUAAACAACAACAACGUCAAUGUCAACAACUGUAACUCCGGUCCCGGCAGCAAUGGUAGCCAUGGCAACCACGCUGGCAGCGGCUUGGGCUCAGGUCGCCCGGGUGAUGUCAAGCUCAACGGCGAUCUCCCCAACAUCAAGCUCAACGGUUCCUUAGACCUCGAGGACGGCUUCGGACUCCUCAAAGACCUCAAACAGGAGCCGCUCGACGACGGGGGAGGGAUUGAGUCGUCGGAUACGUCCUUGUCCAAUCAGAACAAGCUGUUUUCGGACAUCAACCUGAAUGACCAGGAGUGGCAGGAGCUGAUUGAUGAGCUGGCCAAUACGGUGCCGGAGGACGACAUGCAGGACCUCUUCAAUGAAGACUUUGAGGAGAAGAAGGAGGCAGAGUUUACCAGGCCGGCCAAUCAGACCCCGGUACCGCAGGACCCGCCUCCUAUGGGCACAGUGGCUCAUCAACCGACGAACCAAGCGCAGGGGGCGUCACAAGUCCCCAUGGGUUCCCCACAGGUCCGGCCGUCAUCUUCGGGCCCUCAGUUUGCCACCGCCGCCAACGGAACACCGCCCCAGCAGCCUUUGCAGCAGUCCCCACAGGUCGCCAUGGCCUCAGGCUCCCCUCUCCCCAACUGUGUGGCCCGGUCGCCACAGACACCCACCCAGGCCCAGACGCAGUCCGGACCCAGACCAGGGAACGGAUUUAUGAUGAACACAGGCCAAGGUGUGGGCCAGGCAGGUACAGGAUCUAAUGGCCCUGGAGUCCCCACCGGGCCUGGCCCGGUGACCUCUGACCUGUCGCCUGCUGAGCAACUCAAAGCGAUGGCGGCACAGCAGCGCGCUAAGCUAAUGCAGCAGCAGAAACAACAGCAGCAGCAGCAGCAGCAGGCUAACUGGUCCCCUGCCGGCGCUCCAACCAGCCCCUACGCCUCUGGUCCUUUCAACCAACAGGACAAGCCCAACAGCCCAAUGAUGUACCCACCUCAAGCCUUCAACCCUGGCCCACAGGGCCCCCUGGUGGCUGGGAUGACCUCAAGCAACGGCCCCAAAGCUCCCAUGAACAACUACCUCCCUCAGAACCCCCACAACCACAUGGGCAUGAUAAGUCAACAACAACAGACAAACAACAUGGGCGCCCAACAGAACACCCUCUCUAAACAACAACAACAGCAACUACAACAGCAGCACACGGCAGCCAUGUUGUCCUACAACAACACCAAGCCGCUGAGUCACUUCAGCACCAUGGGGGUCGAUCACAUGGGGCAGAGGAUGACCCCGCCCAUGGGGUCACAGGUCAAGAACCCCAUGAUGCCCCCAUACAUGCAGCAGGGAGGGGUACAGGGGGCGGGGCCGGGUCAGACCCAGGGACCAAUCCCGGGCCAGACGGCUCACCUCAGCGAGGAGCAGAAGAGGAUGCUGCUGAUGAAGCAGAAGGUGCUGAACCAGAGCAUGCCCUACAGCGCCAUGCAGCCCCACGGACAGGAACAAGGUGUGGUGGGAAUGUCUCGGCAGCCCGGUGCCGUCCCUCCCCCUCACCCUGCCGGGGGUGUGGCCUCGGGCACGGGGCCCAAUCAGGGCGCAGGGGCCCCUCCCGGUUACCUGGGCAACCAGCAGCAGGCGGCCAUGAUGAAACAGAUGAUGGUGAUGGAGCAGGAGAAGAGAGUUCAGCUCCACAUGAUGGAACAACAGAAACAACAGCUACUGAGAGAACAGAGACAGCAGCAACAACAGCUAUUACUGGCUGAACAGCUCCAGCAGCAGCAGCAGCAGCAUCUCCCCAGACAGAUGGUCCAGGGUCAGAGAAACCCCUAUCCACAGGUCAACCAGUAUCAAGGAACGCCCCAGGAGAUGGCGGUGAGGAGCCAGGCUCUCCAGAACAUCCGCGCCACCCGCCUCCUCCAACAACAACAACAACAACAGAACCAGCAGAUGGUCCAGAUGAACCAGGGCAUCCCAGGGGGCUCGGUGGGUCCACAACCCGACAUGGGCCUCCCCUACGGCGGGCAGGGAGCCGGCCAGCAGUCCCUCUACAGCCUCAACCCCUCCAUGAGCCAAAUGAUGCAGCAGCAGCACCAACAGAACCAAAGCGUCCAGGCCUCCAUGGGUCUUCCACCAGGACACAACCCAGCGGCGCAGGCCCAGAGGCAGGCAGGAGGAGGGGUUGGAGGUGGAGGAGGAUACGGAGGACCACAGGGGAUGAUGAUGAACUCAAUGUCCCAGCAGCCCCUCAAGGGCCCGCCCAAAGCCCAGGCCCAGAGGUUGCAGGGCAUGCUGGGAAUUGGAGGAGGAGGACCACAGGGAGGGAUGGGAGGGUGGCCACCCCAGCAGGGGCAGUCCCUCCAGGGGAUGGGAGGGCCAGGAGGGGUAGGAGGACCAGGCAGGACUACAGGUGAUAUGGUGGGCUUUGGCUCGGCCCAGGGGGGCUACGGCUCCAUGCAGCCUGGACCGGGACAACAGCCUCCACACCCACGCCUGGCCAAGCAACACUUCCCUGGGCACCCACAGGGACACCCCCACCCCCAGGCUAUGGGUCAGGGCCAGCCCAUGGACCCCAGGGCUAUGAACCCUGCGGCGGGCAUGGCCGGGCCCAUGAUUGCCCCUCACAUGGCUGGACCAGGACAGCCCAGGACCAACCAGCCCAGACCCAUGGUAAUGCCGGGACAGGGGGUGAUGGGCCAGGGCGUGCCCAACAUGGGGGCGUUUGGACAGGGGCCGGCGAUGGGGGUGGGCCCUGGAGGUGGGGGUGGAGGAGGGUAUGUGGGACAAGGAGGGGUAGGGGUCGGAGGUCAGCCUCAGGGCUACCAGAGGACGUCUAGUCAGGACCUGUCAUCUUAUGGAUACGGGGCGGGCAGGUGGCGCCCGUCGGGCGGGGGGGUUCGGAUUGGCCGACGGGACAGGGGCGGACUUGGACUCAAGUCUGACGACGGAGGUGGCCUGUCGUUCCUCAACUCCAGGUCUGACGACGGAGGUGGCCUGUCGUUCCUCAACUCCAGGUCUGACGACGGAGGUGGCCUGUCGUUCCUCAACUCCAGUUCUGACGACGGAGGGGGCCUGUGGUUCCUCAACUCCAGGUCUGACGACGGAGGUGGCCUGUCGUUCCUCAACUCCAGGUCUGACGACGGAGGUGGCCUGUCGUUCCUCAACUCCAGUUCUGACGACGGAGGUGGCCUGUGGUUCGCUGCUCAAUGUGCUGUCUACAGUCUCUUGCGAUGUUACCCACACAAGCAGUACAGAAACGGACUCAAGUUCUGCAAGCAGAUCCUGUCCAACCCCAAGUUCACAGAACAUGGAGACAAGAUGGACUAUGAGUACAGUGAGCUGCUGCUGUACCAGAACCAGGUGCUGAGGGAGGCUGGACUCUAUAGGGAGGCUCUGGACAACCUCACCACCUACGAGGAACAGAUCUGUGACAAACUGGCCGUCGAGGAGACACGAGCUACUGAGGUCUACCGCCGUCUACAGGAGAGAAACCCUGAGAACUGGUCCUACUACCACAGCCUGGAGAAGGCCCUGAAGCCUGGUACGCUACAUAUACCCUACAUAACACUGUUGUAA
Salmo salar (Atlantic salmon) is the source of this 5002-nucleotide messenger RNA. RefSeq names its product mastermind-like transcriptional coactivator 3 (gene maml3). The record is from RefSeq and is a predicted model, not a curated record. Gene Ontology annotation, molecular function: transcription coactivator activity. Gene Ontology annotation, biological process: Notch signaling pathway; positive regulation of transcription of Notch receptor target. Gene Ontology annotation, cellular component: nucleoplasm; nuclear speck. NCBI's taxonomy places the organism in Eukaryota, Metazoa, Chordata, Actinopteri, Salmoniformes, Salmonidae.